AUUAACCCUCCUACAUUUUAGGUGAUGGAAAUGGAACCGAGCAGCCAAUCCAUGUGCCGUAAUGAAUGACGCAGGCUGCCCACCUGUCCUUAUUGGUGAUCUAAUAGUCUUUGCAUUUUGGGAAUACCUGUGCUAGCUUAGGACACGAUGUAUAAAUACCCCAGCUGCUGAGCAUUUUCUACUUGCUUACUCCAUUCUGUUUUUGUUGUGGACGCCCAGCCAGCAAUCUUCACUAUGCCUACCCAGUUGGAAGGAGCCAUGGAUACCAUGAUCAGAAUCUUUCACCAUUAUUCUGGCAAAGAAGGCGACAAGUACAAGCUGAACAAAGGGGAACUGAAGCAACUCUUGCAGAGUGAACUGACAGACUUCCUUGCUUGCCAAAAAGAUCCCCAGCUGGUUGACAAGAUCAUGAAUGACCUGGAUUCUAAUAAAGACAAUGAGGUUGACUUCAAUGAAUUUGUGGUGCUGGUGGCAGCCUUGACUGUGGCAUGUAAUGACUUCUUCGAGGAGCAGCUAAGGAAAAAAGGAAAAUAGAUGUGAUUCAGGGGUUAAUGUGAUGUAACGCACAGGCAACAAUGUAACAGAAGAGCAUCAGCAGUAUGAAUAUCUAUUAUACUAUAUCAGUAAUUGUUAAAUAAUAAACAUUGAAUACAC
Molecule: messenger RNA, 654 nt
Organism: Pseudophryne corroboree (corroboree frog)
Lineage: Eukaryota; Metazoa; Chordata; Amphibia; Anura; Myobatrachidae
Gene: S100Z
Product: S100 calcium binding protein Z
Exons: 3
Coding region: 235-534 (99 amino acids)
Molecular function (GO): calcium-dependent protein binding; calcium ion binding
Source: RefSeq, a predicted model, not a curated record